AUGACUAAAAGAAGAGAGCAAAAAUUUCCCCAAAAGAAAAAGGAUUCUAACACAAACAAACCAAUAAUAAAUCGUCUACUCUUGGAAGAUGACACUGCUUUGGAUAACCAUAGUUCAAAGUACCGAUCAAUAAUAAAAGAGUUCUGUGCUUUUCUAUGUGAAUGCAAGGAUGUGUUGGAUGAGGCAACUACAAUGAAACUUUUAGAGAGUUAUGGCCGGGUUGAAGAGUCGAUGUUUUUUGCCAAUUUAAAGGAGCAGUAUGAAAUCUUAAUUCAUCAUUUCAUACAGCUUCAUGAUUGGGUUGCUUCUAGCUCCUCUGGAUCCACAAGGGAUUGCAUUCUACUUGGAGCUUGUGAAGCACAUGAGACUCUUCCACAAAGUGCUGAAUUUCCUGCAGAUGUGUUUACGUCUUGUCUCACAACACCUAUUAAGAUGGCUUUGAGAUGGUUUUGCAGACGCUCAUUACUACAUGAAUCUCUUUAUGAGUCGCUAAUUGAUAAAAUCCCGGGCCACCAAAAUGACCGCAAAACACUUUUGGGGGGAAUUAAAUUGGAUUUUCACUACAGUGACUGAUACCAUUG
Molecule: messenger RNA, 581 nt
Organism: Humulus lupulus (European hop)
Lineage: Eukaryota; Viridiplantae; Streptophyta; Magnoliopsida; Rosales; Cannabaceae
Product: regulatory-associated protein of TOR 1-like
Exons: 5
Coding region: 1-573 (190 amino acids)
Biological process (GO): positive regulation of cell growth; regulation of autophagy; positive regulation of protein serine/threonine kinase activity
Cellular component (GO): cytoplasm; TORC1 complex
Molecular function (GO): protein-macromolecule adaptor activity
Source: RefSeq, a predicted model, not a curated record